AUGUUAUGUAAGGUUAAAGAUGAACUUAGAGAGGGGUUUGAGACUGAGGAUUGGUUAAAUAAAAGAUACAGAAUCAAAGAUGGUUACAAGUGGCUUCAGGGUAGCAUGGAAAAAGUAAAUUGGUAUGACUGGGUCUGGAAUCACUUCAACAUUCCCAAGCAUACUUUUAUUAACUGGCUUUCAGCGUUGGACAGGCUCAGAACUAGAGACAAACUUGUUCAGUUUGGGGUAUGUGACUCUACUGAAUGUCUUCUGUGUGGAGAGGAUGUUGAGACCAGUAAUCACCUGUUCUUUGCUUGCAGCUAUAGUGCAAAGGUUAUUGAUGAUGUUGCUUAUUGGCUUGGACUUCAUAAUUCCCUUCUGCAUUCUCUUAAUAAUUGGAAGAACUGGAAAGAAAGAGGCAAAAACUCUAUUCAGCAGAGAGUGGCUCUGGCUUGCUUGUCUGCAGUUGUGUACAAUAUUUGGAUGGCUAGGAAUCAUGCUCUAUGGUAUAAAGUUGUACUAAGGCCAGAUUUGCUAUCAAAAGGGGUAAAGAGAGAAGUUGUGACUAGAUGUCAGCAAAUGAUCAAUCAUACAUGGAAGAUUGAAGAUUGUCUUGUUUUCCCUGAGCCCUUCCUAGAAGGUACCAGGGAUCUCUUUGACCUGGUUUUGGUUUUAUGUUCAUGCUUUAAGCCCUUCCUAGAAGGUGGUAAGGCUGAACUUAAAAUCAUGGUGGUUGAUUGCCUAUGUUGUUAA
Messenger RNA from Chenopodium quinoa (quinoa), 735 nucleotides. RefSeq lists its product as uncharacterized. Lineage: Eukaryota; Viridiplantae; Streptophyta; Magnoliopsida; Caryophyllales; Amaranthaceae. The record is from RefSeq and is a predicted model, not a curated record. The coding region runs from base 1 to 735 and encodes 244 amino acids. The transcript is spliced from 2 exons.